Neltuma alba is the source of this 1137-nucleotide messenger RNA. Its product is annotated as organic cation/carnitine transporter 3-like. The record is from RefSeq and is a predicted model, not a curated record. Gene Ontology annotation, molecular function: transmembrane transporter activity. Gene Ontology annotation, biological process: transmembrane transport. NCBI's taxonomy places the organism in Eukaryota, Viridiplantae, Streptophyta, Magnoliopsida, Fabales, Fabaceae. Gene Ontology annotation, cellular component: membrane. The transcript has a single exon. The coding region runs from base 1 to 1047 and encodes 348 amino acids.
AUGGGAUGCUUUGUUGCUGGGUUUCUUAUUGCCACCUUUGGUGAUUCAUCUCUUGGUAGGAAGAACAUGCUCUUUCUCUCAUGUUUAACAAUUUCAAUUGCUUCAUCCAUCAUUAUCUUCUCCACCAACAUCUGGUUGUACUCGGCCUUGAAGCUUAUGAUCGGGUUUUGCCGCUCAUCAAUUGGCACUUGUUCUCUGGUUUUGUUGACGGAGAGAGUGUGUAAAGAGUGGCGGUUUCGAGUGGGAGUUCUUGAGUACAUUUGGUAUACAUUAGGGUUUCUAUCCUUGCCUGGUAUUGCUUAUGUUAAUAUCGAUGCCUCAUGGAAGUCUCUUUAUCUUUGGAUAUCCAUUCCUGGAAUUUGCUACUCCAUUUUGGCUUAUAUUUUUGUUACUGAGUCUCCUAGGUGGCUUCUCAUGCAAGCUCGAGAAAAGGAAGCCAUGGCUUUACUCAACAAAGCAAGUGGUGGAACUUUGAACCCAAGCCAACUAACAGAACCUGCCAAACAAAGUGCUUCAACUUUCAACCUUUACUCAUCAAUCAAACAAUUGUUUGUGAAUAGCUGGGCUUUCAAACGACUACUAGCAACUCUAAUGCUUGGUUUUGGCAUUGGAAUGGUAUAUUAUGGUGUUCCUUUGAAUGUGGGAAAUUUGGGAUUCAACAGAUACUUAAGUGUUCUCUUUUAUGCUUUACUAGAGAUACCAGCUUUUAUUACCACAUACUUCUUGCAUAAUUGCAGAAGAAAACCUUCACUUCUUGCGUUCUCCAUAUCAAGUGGUAUUUGUUGUUUGAUUUGUGCUGGGAUAGGAAAUAAACUGCCCAUAGUCAAACCAGCCCUCGCUUUGGUUUCAUUCUUCUGUGUAGCUACAUCUUUUGAUGUCUUUCUCAUAUAUGUGGUAGAGUUGUUUCCCACAAGUGUCAGGAACACUGCAACAUCGAUGGCCAGGCAAGCCAUGGUAUUUGGUGCUAUAUUUAGCCCAUUUUUGAUAUCGGCGGGGAGGAAAAAUGACCUUUUCUCUUAUGGCAUAUUUGGGUUAAUUAUCUUAUGAAGUGCUUCUUCUUUGUUAUGCCUGUCAGAGACCAAAGGAAUUGCUCUUUGUGAUACAAUGGAUCAACAGGAGAGGAAGGAAAGAAUCAUU